AUGAAUUUCAAGCUCGCAGCCUUUGUCGCAACAUGUGUUGUGCAGGCCUGCGCUUCCAAAAGACAUGAAGUGUCCAAAUGGUAUCCCUGUCCCCUUUUCUCUAAAACUGUGGGUCUUGAUAACGAAACAGCAGCUCUGACAGCAGAGUGUGGCAGAUUCUCGGCACCUCUGUGCUACUCUGACGUCUGUACAGCACCAGAGAGUGUGAAUCAGACGAUUGAAAUUUUUGUAAAACGACUUCCUGCCUUUGAGCCCGAGACUGCUAAUAAUUUAUGGAUUCUGGACGCGUCCGUCGAACAAAGAAAGUAG
Molecule: messenger RNA, 309 nt
Organism: Plasmopara halstedii
Lineage: Eukaryota; Oomycota; Peronosporomycetes; Peronosporales; Peronosporaceae
Exons: 1
Coding region: 1-309 (102 amino acids)
Source: RefSeq, a predicted model, not a curated record